Messenger RNA from Cololabis saira (Pacific saury), 2494 nucleotides. RefSeq names its product KH domain containing, RNA binding, signal transduction associated 3 (gene khdrbs3). Gene Ontology annotation, biological process: regulation of alternative mRNA splicing, via spliceosome. Bases 39 to 1061 code for a protein of 340 amino acids. Gene Ontology annotation, molecular function: mRNA binding. Gene Ontology annotation, cellular component: nucleus. The record is from RefSeq and is a predicted model, not a curated record. Lineage: Eukaryota; Metazoa; Chordata; Actinopteri; Beloniformes; Belonidae. The transcript has 9 exons.
CUGCACUGGUGCGCGUGUCCGUGCGCGUGCCCGCCAGCAUGGAGCUGCUGCCGGAGCUGCAGGCGGAGAAGCGCGUGCUGGACCCGGCCCUCACGCACGCGCUGCGGCUGCUGGAGCAAGAGAUCGACAAAGUCCAGAGAGACGAGGGGAAGGAGGAGGAGAAGUUCAUCGACGUCGUCAUCAACAAGAACAUGAAACUGGGCCAGAAAGUUCUGAUUCCAGUCAAGCAGUUUCCUAAAUUUAACUUUGUGGGGAAACUCCUGGGUCCUCGCGGGAACUCGUUAAAGAGAGUCCAGGAGGAAACGCUAACCAAGAUGUCCAUCCUGGGGAAGGGAUCCAUGAGAGACAAGGAGAAGGAGGAGGAGCUCCGUCAGAGCGGAGAGUCCAAGUACCAGCACCUGAACGAAGACCUGCACGUCCUGAUCGAGGUGUUCGCCCCGCCGGCCGACGCCUACGCCCGGAUGGGCCACGCGCUGGAGGAGAUCAAGAAGUUCCUCAUACCAGACUACAACGACGAGAUCCGGCAGGCGCAGCUGCAGGAACUCACCUACCUGAACGGAUCUGAAGACGCCAAGGUGCCGGCGGUUCGGGGGAAGUCGGUGGUUCGAGGACGAGGAACCGCUGCUGCAGGACUGACCAGGACCCGCGGCGGCGUCCCGCCCCCCCACGCGGCCGUCCCCCGGGGGGCAGCGCCCAGAGGCGGAGCUCCGCCCAGCAGGCCUCCGGCCUCCAGAGGGAGGGGGGGCCAGAGGGCCCGGGGGGCCCCGCCCCCCCCCACCGCCGCCGGCUACAGGCCGGCCCCCCCGGUGGUGCAGGACUCCUAUGGAGAAUACGAUUACGACGACGGCUACGGGACGGCGUACGACGACCAGGGCUACGAAUCCUACGACAACAACUACAGCAACCAAGGACAAAACUCAGACGACUACUACGAGUUCGGCCUCAGCGGAGACUCGUACGAUUCUUACGGUCAGGAAGAUUGGGCUAACAGUCGCGGCAAAGCUCCGGCGGCGCGAGCUACCAAGGGCGUCUACAGAGACCAGCCGUACUCCAGAUACUGAACUGUUUACGCUAGCCGCCGCCGCCUAGCGCCGCCGCCUAGCGCCGCCGCCUAGCGCCACCUGUGGCUCUUCCCGCCCAAAGUAAUGGACUUUUUUACGGACACUCCCACCUUUUUAGAGUUGAAAAACUAAAGAGCAGAUGAAAGUCAGAGACGGAUUUCACUAAUGGAUCCCCCCCGAUUAAAAAAUACCCCCUAGAAAAUGUAAACGAGUUUAGCUAACUUCCCCCAGGACGAGCGACUGGAUUAGCAGAGACUCCAACUAGCUGGGAGGGAAUUCAUGGAAAUCCUGCACUUGGUGACGAGUUUUUGAUAUUUGGCAUGUUAGUUAUGGACAUAAGGUUUUCAAACCCUAGUGGCCAGUUUGCAGAACAUUCAAAAUGGCUCAUAGGUCAAAUCUCAGCUUCUCUUAGUCCUAGAUGGUUGUUUAUUGUCACUUUCUCUACUGUUUUGGUGCCAGUAAUUCAAUUGAAAGAUAAAUUUCCUAUUUCAAGGUCAUGUUGAAGGUCAAAUUUAAUUUUAAAGGUAAUUUUUUGCACCAAAGAAAGUUGAAAUGUUGAGAAAAAAGUUGAAAUUUCGAGAAUAAAGUUGAAAUACAAUUUUGAGAAAAAAGUUGAAAUAUCAGGGCAGCGCGGUGUCUUAGUGGUUAGCACUGUUGCCUCACAGCAAGAAGGUCCCCAGUUCGACUCCCAGGCCCAGCAGGUCUUUCUGUGUGGAGUUUGCAUGUUCUCCCCGUGCUUGCAUGGUUUUCCUCCGGGUACUUCGGUUUCCUCCCACAGUCCAAAAACAUGCAUGCUAGGUUAAUUGAUUCUAAAUUAGGUGUGAGUGUGUGUUGUUAGGUUCCUAAUAACUUAGGAAAGACACAGAGACUGUAGAAAUGAUUUUUCAGGCCUUCUGCAGAAGUCUGGGGAAGAGAGCCGAGGAGUGCAGGGCACACUGGCCCUCACAGAGAACUCCCAAGCUCUUCUCCCAAAUUAUCCCUGCAGCCUGGCACUUUUAUUCAGCAAGGGUGACAGGAACAUGACCAUAUAGGGUUGACAAUGGACAAUUGGAAGAAAACAGAUGGUCACACAUGUGACUUUUCAGUUAAAGAGGCUUGGUAUGAAGAAACAAACAGACAUCUUUAGCUUAAAGUCUUUAAAAAACACAAAAGGUCAAAGGGGUCAAAUGGGGGGCCCCUCCUGGACAAACGAGAACUCUGAGAUCUUGAACAGAUGCGUGCAGGCUAACCUUAAAAAUACAAUGGGACAGUUGUCCCAGGACAGUCCAAAAGCCCUGAGUAGAUCAGGAAGUGGCCUGUUGUGACUUCUGUCAACAUGUGAUAAGCAUUGUGAACAAACACAGUCAGCUCUCUGACUUGAUUUGUUUCUAAUGGUUUCAUAAGCACAAAACUAAUUCAAAAACGUUGAUUAACCUAACAGAGUGUGUCUGGUU